Molecule: messenger RNA, 1713 nt
Organism: Salvelinus sp. IW2-2015
Lineage: Eukaryota; Metazoa; Chordata; Actinopteri; Salmoniformes; Salmonidae
Product: zinc finger protein Pegasus-like
Exons: 3
Coding region: 34-1356 (440 amino acids)
Biological process (GO): regulation of transcription by RNA polymerase II
Molecular function (GO): DNA-binding transcription factor activity, RNA polymerase II-specific; RNA polymerase II transcription regulatory region sequence-specific DNA binding
Source: RefSeq, a predicted model, not a curated record
CAGAAGUCAUCACAAUACACCCCAUCUUGCCAAAUGGAUGAUGAUCUAAAACCUCUGGAUUUCAUAAAGGACUUUCAAGAGUACCUGACACAGCAAACACACCAUGUGAACAUGAUCUCAGGAUCUGUCGGUGGGGAGAUGGAGCCCCUCCAAGCUGUAGCAGCAGCUAUCCCAGAGAGUGAUCAUCAGAAUGGAUCAGUGGAAGUCUCUCUGGACGACAACUCUGGGCUGCUGGUGGACGGCUUCCAGAGGACCUUCGACGGCAAGCUCAAGUGUAGCUACUGCAGCUACGCCAGUAAAGGCACCGCUCGCCUGAUAGAGCACAUCAGGAUUCACACAGGAGAGAAGCCCCACCGCUGCCAGCUGUGCCCCUUCGCCUCUGCCUACGAGCGCCACCUUGAGGCCCACAUGCGCUCCCACACGGGAGAGAAGCCCUACAAGUGUGACCUCUGCUCCUUCCGUUGCAGCGACCGCAGCAACCUGUCCCACCACCGCCGGCGSCGCCACAAGCUUUUACCCGUGAAGGGGGCGGAGCUGCCCGCCUUCCUCUCCAACAAGAAGAUGCUKAACGUCCUACAGAAGAAGAGUGGCAGCUCCCUGGGCCUGGGAGGCUACAGCAGACACCUCCUCAUCAACCUCAGCCCUCCCUCCAUGGUGGUGGGGAAAGCAGACUACCUGAACCAUGAGGUGUACGAGAGCGAUGUGAAGGACCAUGGGACUGGAGGAGGAAGAGGAGGUGUCAGCAGGGAUGUCAACAGUGACAUGGUGGUGGACAACAAUCCACUGAACCAGCUGUCUACGCUGGCAGGCCAGUUGUCCAACCUCCCCCCAGUGGACCAGACCCCCGUGUCUCCUGACAGACUGUCCUGUAACGACGUCAAGCCGUUCCUCAUCCAGCAGGCCUCUGGUGCACCGAUUGCAGUGUCAGUAUCUUUGUCCGCCAGUCAAAGUGGUGCCCACCACCACCACUACCACCACCACCACCACCAAACCUCCUCCCCAACCAGCCCCGAGGACCUCCAACCCCCUGCAGGCCACAGCAGGAACUACAGCCCCAGCCCUGUGAACCCAGAACCUAGCAGCGAGCACAGUGCACACACACGUACCAGCUCAGUUAGCAUUAGUAACAGCCAGCCCAGUACCCCUGCCCUGCCCGGUAGCACACCGGAUCCAGACCCACAGAUGCUACACAGCUGCCAGCACUGCGACACCUACUUCUCUGACAACAUCAUGUACACCAUUCACAUGGGUUGCCACGGCUACGAGAACCCCUUCCGGUGUAAUAUCUGCGGCUGUAAGUGCAGGAAYAAGUAUGACUUUGCCUGCCACUUCGCUCGCGGGCAGCACACGCAGUGACUGACUUCCGCAGCGACCGAGAUGAAUUUGAACGAUGUUUGGCGUCUCACAGAGCACAUUAACUUUAUUCCGUGWUUAUGAUAAUCAGGGAUCAGAGCGAUUCUGAUCGAUAUUUUAUUGUAUCGUUUUUUUUUAUUAAUGAUAUAACUUGGAGAGUGAGUGUUACUUUGAAAUGAGGAAUUGAUGCUUCUAUAAAUGGGAAAGUAAUCUGGAGGUUGGAGACAUUUAUCAUGUGUCCUCCUCGAUGCCGUCUGAGAAUUUAAAGGAAGUCACUUCUUAUCAUUUAAAAAAUUAAAUGUCAAAUGUUAUUUAACAUAGCAAAUCAGUUAAGAACAAAUUCUUAUUUACAAUGACGGC